Molecule: messenger RNA, 381 nt
Organism: Dentiscutata heterogama
Lineage: Eukaryota; Fungi; Glomeromycota; Glomeromycetes; Diversisporales; Gigasporaceae
Source: the annotation of a GenBank genome assembly
UUGACGUAUCUAAAUUUCAAUUCGACGACAUACUCAUUCAGAAACAAAAAGAACUCGCGCCUCCAUUAUAUGUGAUGGGUGUAAGGGAUCAAAAAAAAAAUGUGAAGGCUGGAAUCAGAAUACACCCUGUAGAGCGUGUGAAGAAACUUGAUAGCACUGGCAUAUGCCCAGAAUGUAAAAAUAAAGAAAGCGAUUCAGAAAAUAUUCACAACCGUGAUUAUGCAACAUACCAACAAAUUAAAGCGUUGGAAGAGAGAGUCCGAGUGUUAGAAGUUAACCUUGAAAAAUUUCAAAUUUUAGAAGCUAAUCUUGAAAAAAUUCAAACUUUAGAAACUACUAUAAACCAACUGGUUAUUCAACAAUUUGAGAAAUCUCAAAAAG